Messenger RNA from Phytomonas sp. EM1, 1737 nucleotides. NCBI's taxonomy places the organism in Eukaryota, Euglenozoa, Kinetoplastea, Trypanosomatida, Trypanosomatidae. The record is from the annotation of a GenBank genome assembly.
AUGGAUAUUCGUGAGGGCUUUUCCGGGCGCGUCAUCUUCAUCACAGGCGGGACCGGUUUCGUCGGAAAAGUUUUAUUGUACAAAAUUCUCAAGGAGUUCGAUGAUGUGCGCACCAUCUAUUUACUUAUGCGCGGGAAAAAGUCUCGGCAGUACAACCGCUAUCUGAAAAUGCAGGAACGCCUAGAUUUGGAGUUAUUAACGUCCCUGUGUUUUGAACCCAUUCGCAAGGCUGUCGGCGACGCGAAGUGGAAGGAGAUGUGCAGCAAGAUCAAGCCCAUGGGUGGCGAUAUCACCGAGGACCAUCUUGGGUUGUCGGAAGAAGAUCGCACCACGAUUGCGAAUGAGGUUAACUUCAUAUUCCACAUAGCCGCCACGGUAAACUUUAAUGAGCGGCUUGAUUUGUCGGUGCAGAUGAACACGUUGGGUCCGUUGCGAAUGUUGGCGUUGGCUAAAACUUGCAAGAAGCUUGAGGCAGUAGUGCACGUGUCGACCUGCUACGUCAACUAUCAGCGUCAAGGCACCGAUAACGUGAACGAGGAGGUGAUUUACCCGCUGCCGUUCGACGCGGAGGAGAUUGUCAAGGCGAUCCUGAGCAUCCAUCCUUCCGAGCUCAAGACGCAGACCGAUCAGUACUUGAAACGGCUGAGCUUCCCCAACACGUACACCCUUACGAAGAAUAUGGGCGAGAAGCUCCUGGAGAAGUACCGCGGCGAUGUACCGCUCGCCAUUGUGCGGCCCUCGAUUGUUGGGUGCAGCUACUACGAGCCGGUGCCAGGUUGGGUCGACGUCCUCACGGCCGCCGGGGGCCUCAUCCUCACUGUUGGGUUUGGUGUCGUGAAGGAGCUGUUGUGCGACGCCAAUAAGGUGUGUGAUAUUGUUCCCGUAGAUUUCGUGGUGAACAUCAUGAUCAAGGCCCUUUUCCAGACGCAGCAGUCGCGCAGGGCACGGAACUUGCUCCGACAGGCCGAGGCCGAGGAGGGGGGGAAGCCCGCGGCGUUUCGGGCCGGCAGCCCUGCCGGAACGGCUGUCAUUAUGGGUACCCCUCUGCCGGUCGUCGCGCAAUGGGGCAAGGCAGGCCCGAAGACCGCGAUGCCAGCGGCGGUUGCGACGCCGACGCAGCAGGCGGCUCUUAGCGAGAUCCAACCAUCCGAGGUGGAGCAGGAGCGUUCGAUACCCACGCCCGAGCCGUUGGUGAUUUACCAUGCGGCGAUGUCGGGCUCGCAAAACCGCGUCACCUGGGGCCGCGUGAAGGAUGCCAUAAACAACUAUAUCCUCUCGGAAAGGCGCCACCCGAAGUCGAUGAGUCGCUGCGGUGUGCUCUUGACGACCUCUAAGAAAUACUAUAUGCUGCGUUACCAUCUGAUGCGCUACGCGCCUUAUAUGGCACUGAGACUUCUCGUUAAGCUACCCGAGCCGGUCGGCUCCCCGAAGAAGCAGAAGCAAAUAAUGAGGUUGGGUAGGGCGGUACAUCGUGCCGACAUGUUAAAUUGGGAGUUUUACGAUUUUAUGACCAAUGAGUGGACGUUUUCAUGCAUGAAUACCAUGAAGUUAGAUGACGGAUUGAAUGAGCGCAGUAAAAAGCUGUUCGCGUUUGAUCCUUACGCAAUCAAUUGGUUUGUGUAUGUCCAAUUGUACAUGUACGGCAUGUUCAAGUAUAUCGUGAAGGACACCGCAGGGUUCAAGUGUCCCGCGCAUCAACCUUCAGGGAGUGACGUGUUUCUGAAAGCGUCCUUGUAA